GAGACGGAGCUUGCCGUCUGGCUAAGCAGCAUCCUUCCCUCCUCCCUGCUCCUCCCCUCUAUCCUCUCGGCAUCUCUCCCACGCUCCGGCGCUCAGCCUGCAGCUCCCCGGAUCCCCCCAGAUCCUCCAGGGGAAACAAACUCCGCUCAGCUCCGCAUUUUUUUAUUUUGUUUUCUCGUUUUUUCCUGUGAGCCACUCCACUCCGCGCUGCUCGGUACUUUCCGUGUCUACCUGCGGCGGCAGCAGCAGCGGAGGUGGGCGGGUGGAGUCCUCUGACCCUCUGUCGCCCACUCGCCUUCUGCAGAGGAGGGGGGGGGGAUAUGGAUGGACUGCGCCUGCCUCCACUCAUAGAAGAGACUCUGGACUCUACAGAUGAUCCUGGUGAUCUGAAAGCCGACAGCAGCCCGAACAUGGACAACGAGAUGACAGCCAAGGAGAGAGGCAUCCUGGAGGACAACGAGAAGGAAGUGUUGGACCAGGAGGACGAGGGGGAAGAGAGGAAGCUGAGGGAGGAAGGGGAAGGGCUGGAGAAAAGGAGGAAGGAGCAGGAGCCGCUGACGGAGGAGCAGGAGCUGGAGGAGCUGAAGGCCCAGGUGCUGCAGCUGCAGCUUGAGCUGGAUGAGGCCAGGGAGACGUCCAACAAGCACCAGGAAAGUUUCCAUGAGUUGCAAGGUCUGCUGGAGGAUGAGCGCCUGGCUAGCGCCCAUCAGGCGGAGGCCUUCACUCGACAGAUCCAGAACCUGCAAGCCCAGCUGCGCUCCGUGCAGGAGGAGAUGAACAGUUUGGAGGAGGAGAAAGAGAGCGAGCUGGCCGAGGCCCAGGAGGAGCUGCGCGUGGCCCAGGAGGAGGUUCUCCUGCUUCAGCAGGCGGCGGAGGACGCAGCUGCGGAGCGGGAGAACGAUAUCGCAUCACUGCAGGAGGAGCUGUGCCGUCGGCGGGCUGAGCUGCAGCGCCUGACCGAGGAGACCCAGGAGUACGAGCUGGAGAUCACGACGCUGAGGGCAGAGAUCAGCAUGAAGAGCCAGCGCAGGGAGGCCGAGAGGAGAGAGGGUGACGUGGACCUCCUAAAGGAGGAGUGCCGUAUGCUGAGGGAGGAGUGUGAGAGCCUGAAGGAAAGCAACAGGAGGCUGACGGAGAAGCUGCAGCUGCUGCAGAGACAGAGGACAUGCUCCAGUGUCUAUCUGUCCCUCAAAGAGGAGGAUGCAGUGGAGGGUGGAGAGGAGAAGGAGGGCGAGGCUGGCUCGGGCAAGGUCAUGACCGGGAGUUACAUGACCAUGACCCAGUCUGAGAACUGUCGCCUGGUGGAUGCCUCCAUCCAGAAGAACAUCUCUUUUGAUGGGAAGUCGGUGACGCCCACAAGCUGGAACGGAGGCAUCGGGGAGAUCUUCUCACUGAGAGAGCAGCUGAAACAGGCCGAGGAGAAGGCCUCCCAGGUUCAGAGAGAGUGUGAUGGUCUGAAGAUGGAGCUGCAGGAGCUGCAGAUUCUGUACGACAGCAGUCAGAGGGAGAGGGCAGAGCUGGAGGAGGAGCUGCAGCGCUGCAAGGCCGAGCUGGAGAAGUUGUCAGGAGGAACUCAGAGAUUCAUCCAUCCGUCUGAGCACCCUGUUCUCUCCAUCCCCUUCGUAGGAAUGAUUAUAAUUGUGGCUGUGGUCUGGUGCUGGUUGUCGGAGCUGGCGUCCCAGAGAGCAAGGGGAGUGAGCUAGGUUGGAACUCCAUUGUGACUCUCUCUGCAGCCGCAGCACUGCUGCUAGCAAUGGCUGGCUUGUUGAGAGCCCUGGUCCGGUGUUGAUUGGAUGGGAGGGACGUCCGCUUCAAACCAGCCUGUGUUCUCUCUCCCUGCCACAUAAACAGACUGAACUGGAGUCCUUUCAAUACAACACACCUAAAAACAGUAUCAUAGAUAACAUGCUGAGAAGUUUGUUCUCUGGGGAGAUUGGUACUACAUGGAAACACGGACUGAGAUGGGCUCAGUCUAAGCGCUGCGACGAUGAGCUGCCCUGCAGCCCAAAUCAGGAGUAAUUCAUUAAAUAGAUGUAUGCUAAUGUUGUGUCAGUCCUUUCUGAAUAGGAUCUUCUUCUCUUUUAAUAUGUGACAGAAUUAUGGUCUUGUUUAUUAAUGUUUCCUAAUUAGAAUGUCAUUAAUUUGUAAACUUGAUUAUUUAAUUUUUCGUGUUUUUUCUUCUAUUGCUCAUAAGUGUUUCUGGUAAUAUUGAAAGUAGUUCUCCACCUGUAAAUCUUUAAGAAAGCUGGCUGUUAGCAUCACCAAUUUAUAAACUGGCAGCCAGUCAUUUCACACCGUGUGUUUUUAUCUGCUAUUUAUUUUUAAAUCACUUGUUUUUAUUGUAAAACUAAUUUAAUUUAGCUCCUCUUCUUCUUGAACUAACUCAUCUAUGCUUGCCUUAACACUUUGAAACCUAGUCCUUUAAUUUGAACUAACUUUGCAUUAUAGGUCGACAAUAAGAGUUUCUUUAAUCUUUAUCUCUUGUUUUAAAACAAUUCAGUCGUUUUCUAAAGAGACGCCGAACUACGGAAGGGCCACUGAAAAAAAAAAAAACGUUAACUGAUUUUUAUUUUAUUUUAUUUCA
Molecule: messenger RNA, 2584 nt
Organism: Cyprinodon tularosa
Lineage: Eukaryota; Metazoa; Chordata; Actinopteri; Cyprinodontiformes; Cyprinodontidae
Product: coiled-coil domain-containing protein 136-like
Exons: 9
Coding region: 321-1703 (460 amino acids)
Biological process (GO): single fertilization; acrosome assembly
Cellular component (GO): acrosomal membrane
Source: RefSeq, a predicted model, not a curated record